UAUGUUUUUUAAAAAGCGAAGAAGAAGAAAUAACAGCUAGAAAAUGGGUUUGGGGCGAAGCUAGCUGUUAGGCUAAUGUAAAUAUUCACCAAGAGGAGACUGGAGAGCAACUGAAGAUAGCGUUACAAGAAAGCUUUGCGUACGUUGACACGAAAUUAGUCCUUCCUUUUAAAGAAUGAUGAGCCAGCGGCGUGGGAUCCAUCUGGACCAAUCAGAGCUGCUAUGCAAAAAAGGAUGUGGUUUUUAUGGCAACACUGCUUGGCAAGGCCUGUGCUCAAAGUGCUGGCGAGAAGAAAAUCAGCGAGAAAAGCAAAAACAGAUUCAGGAGGACUGGGCACUCGCUGAAAGGUUGCAGAGAGAGGAAGAGGAAGCAUAUGCAAGUCGACAACAGAAGACCCAAUCACAGCCUUCCAUUACACCUUUUAGCAAGUUUGAGGAGAGAAAGACUAAAGAAAAGUCCAGCAAAGUCAACACGGUCACAAAGUUUUUUAUUCCGUCCACAAAAACACCACCAAAAAAAGAUGCUGCACCUUUUGACCCGCAGUCCAGCCCGAGCCCCAGCUCAUCCACAAGCCGAAAGUCAUCUGUGGACAGUGAUAUCGCGACACGAGAGUUUAUUGAUUUUCUUAAGCCUCUGAAGUCUGGCAGGGAGAUCUUCAAACAGUGUCGGGCCUUCACUGAGACCAUGGUCUACAAGCGGGACAUCGGAGCUGAUGAGCUGUCAGAGUGCGUGCAGGACUUCUACCAGAACCUUUCAGAGCGCCUCCAGACCCAGUUCAAAGGUUCGUCUGAUCAAGUAGAGUGUAUUAUGGAUGAAGUCGAAAAGUACAUAAUGACUCGUCUCUACAAGGAAGCCUUCUGUCCAGAAACAACUGAUGAUGAGAAGAAAGACCUGGCAAUUCAGAAGAGGAUCAGAGCCCUGCACUGGGUCACCAUUGAGAUGCUGUGUGUUCCUGUAGAUGAGGAGAUCCCUGAGGUUUCUGACAGCGUAGUCAAAGCCAUCACAGACGUGAUUGAAAUGGAUUCGAAGCGCGUUCCCAAGAACAAGCUGGGAUGCAUUACUCGUUGCAGCAAGCACAUCUUCAAUGCCAUCAAAGUCAGCAAGAAAGAGGCUGCGUCUGCAGACGACUUCCUCCCCACACUGAUCUACAUCGUGCUGAAAGCAAACCCACCGCGACUGCACUCCAACAUCCAAUACAUCACCCGUUUCUGCAACCCCAGCAGACUCAUGACUGGAGAGGACGGCUACUAUUUCACCAAUCUGUGCUGCGCAGUGGCCUUCAUUGAGAAGUUGGAUGGCCAGUCUCUGAACCUGAGCUCUGAGGAGUUUGAGCUUUACAUGUCGGGCCAGGCGUCCCCAAACUGGCCACUCACUUCCGGAGCCGCCGCCUCCUCCAGCAACAGCGCUCUCAGUCAGGUCCACAAAAGGCUGGAUCUGCUGACAGGGCUCGGGGAAAGGCAGGAGCGCGUCAUCGAGAAGGCUCGCCAGCUGGAGAGUGACCUCAUUGACUGGACCGAUGAAGUGGAGCAGAAAGUGCAGAGCGUUCUGGAGAGUUUUCCACCCGACAUGCAAAACCCCCCUGCACCCACAGCGAGUGGGGCUGCAGCAGCUUCAUCAGCAAUCGACUCUGAUAAUGUUGAGAAUGAGCUCCUGCCACCACCACUGCAGCCACAAGUGUUUGCUGGUUGAUAUAAAGCUUUACUCCACCCUGACCCUUUUCCCUCCAGCUGUCUGAUACAGAUCCCAGUCAACACUCCCAGAAUCUUUGCUCCAUCCACCCUUUUCUUGUAGAAGCCAUGAAGCUAGACCUUAUAGCAAUGUCACUUUCAAAUGGAAAAAAAAAAGUUUGUUAUUUUUGGGUUGUGCGUUUAUUUGCUUUCUUGGAGAGAGUAAGAUGAGAAGCUUGAUGCCACUCUCGUGUUUGAACACUGCGAAAUAUUUUGUUGUAAAUUAGUUUGUAGAAAAACCAAAGCGUAGAAGCUUUCGUACAGAUCAGCAGUUCAUUGGUGGUGGAUUUCUGUCACCUGUGGACACGGCUAGGCUGGUUGCAGCUGUCAGAGUGGUAUGAAUGCUCCUGACUCUCCACCAGGAAGCAAAUAAGAGCAUUUACUAAAGUUUGAGAUUAUUUUGAACACCAGGGACCACUAGGUGGAGUCCUGGAGUCCAGCAACACUCAGUCAGGGGUCUGUUACUGUUACAGUCUGCUCCUGUUAAAGUUUUAGACUUGCUGAUAUCCUCAAUCCAGCUGAGCAGUGGAAAGAGAGUGACUCCAUUCCAAGUUCUUCCGAAACACAUCCGCUUGUCACCCACUGUGGCAUCUUCAGUACCUCAGCUAUUCUUCACCCUUUAUGUACAGAGAGGGUAAAAUGGACGAUAUUUAAACAUGCAUAAUAACUCUCAAACUAUCAGAUGAGGAUUUAUUUUAAGCGUAUGUCUCCGGGCUAUGUUGGCCCUUAAUUCCCAAAUUGUAUCUAACAAACAAUAAUUUUCAUUACACUUUAGAUAACACUUUAGAUGGGCGGGGUGGGGGUAAACGAGGUGGUAGGGAACUCCCAAUGAUGCAAUAACCAACUUGCCGCUCUCUAAAACUCUGAAACUCCAGCUCAUGUUUGUAAUGUGUGCUGUGUUUAGUGUGCGUUUCACAACCCUUCACAGGAAUAGCCAGAAAAAAGAAGUGUGUGCGUGAGUUGAGAAACUGUGUGUGUGUGUGUGUUGCAUGUUCUAGUAAUGUUGACAAAUCCUCCAGUUACACCUGUAGAAAUACUUUUUUUUCCCAUGGCUGACCUCAUUCUAGUCACAAGCUGAAUGUACAGAAGUGAUUUUAUUUUUCUAUACGGUGUUGGUUAAUCCUCCCUCUGGAUGCAGUAGGAGAUGAUAAUCCUGUAAUAUUUACAGUAGAUUUAAAAAACAACAACAAAAAAAACCCUUUGCUUGAAGAUGUAUAAAUUUUAAUGAUCGAGUCGUUGACGUCUUAAGAGAGCAUUAUGAGCAGGUCUGCUGAAAGAAGGUGAAUGAAAACCAGCACGAUGCCGUUUCCCUGUAAGAAUGAGGCAGAAUCACUCCAGAGGCUCAUGGAGAAUUUAGAAAACCAGUUUAAUUUAUUUUAUGGCACUUUUGUUUGCUUUUAAAGCACUUCAUUCAAUAAUGAAGGUCAUUGCGCAGAUUAGUUGAUAGUAUAGUAGUUAAAAGCGUCUUUGUUGCACAGAUUUAGGUCGACUGUCUUUUUUAAAUUUCUCAGUCUUGAAGUGGAGGAAGCUUUUUAGGAAAGUUUGUUUGAAUUAUGUGAGGCACAUUUUUCUUUUCUCGCGAGCUAAAGUUUCCCUUUCCAACCAGGUUUAAUUUUUGUUGUUGUUGUUGAGAAUUUGCAACAGUGCAGUCAGUGUGCGGCUGCUGUCAAAAUUCACUUUGAGAAAAAGCUCUUAAUGCAGACAUAAACUAACAGCUUGAAUAAAUUCUUAUUGCACUGUAUGCAGAAACCAUUUAUCAGGUAUUUCAAAACAUUUUAAACCGCGUCUUUGUUACCUUAUAGGUUUGUUAUUGUGUGACAUGGGAGAAAUGAACAGAAUACUGUCUUUUAUUUAAAUGUAACUUAUUGGGGCAGUAUUGGUAUAUUUGCAUCUAUGGGUGUGUGGUUAAUAAAAAUAGAAAAGUAAAAUGGACUGUUGUGGUUCCUUUUAAUUUUUUUCACAUGACUGUGAUGGUCAAGAUUUUGCAUGUCAGGAAUGAAGUUCCUGACAUGCAAAAUCAGGAAAAAUGAACCCAGAAUUUUAGCUGUGUCUACUGUUCUGUAUGAUAUCUGGGAAAGGGGGGGAUAGUUUAAGGGUGGCUUCUUGGCAGCAUAUCUUAAGGAUGUGUUUUUCAUGACGUGGCUGGUAAUCCUGCUGUUGAUAGCAUUUUAGGCCUCUUCUGCUUUCACCGUGCACUUGUCCAAUUUCCUUAAAUUUGUAAAAACACACUCCAUGCCCUACUGAGGUUUAAUAACAAAAUGCCUAAAGAUACAAUUUAAAAAUGGUCCUUAGUUAUGUUGUCUGUAACAAAAAAAGAGAAAAAGAAAAAAAAACACAUUCCCGUGAACAUGGUCACGUAAGGAGUGGACUAGAAACCAAAAGCGAAACCUAGAAAGCCUCGAGAACUGUUGCUUAAGACCUCUUGGGUCAAAGAAAAGAAAAAGAGAACAAGAAAACACACCCUUCCAGUGAAAAGCUCUGCGGUUCAUUUUCACUGGAAGGGUUCAAAUGAGCUAGAAAGAAUAAUGCAACAAAUAAUAUUUCACAGUUCGGGAGUACAGCUCAACAGUGCAGUGAAUCAGUGGAUUGUAUAAAAACCUGAUGGAGUUUCAUUCUAUUAAUUAUACACUUAUCAAUAAUGUAGGUGUCUGCUUCGAGGUUUUUGGUCACAGAUGCUCUUCUGCAUGACUUGGUUGUAAAGAGUGGUUAUUUGAGUUACUGUUGCCUUUCUAUCAGUUCAAAGCAUUCCUCUGACCUCUGAAAUCAGCAAAGCAUUUUUACUUGGAGAACUGCCCGGAUAUGAACUCUUCUUUUUUUUUUUUUUAAACUAACCUCAGUAAACUCUAGAGAUGGUUGUGCUGGGAAAAUCCCAGCAGAUUAGUAACUUGAAAAAUGCAAUGGUAAAUGUUUUUUUUUUCACUCUUCACUGCACUAUCUAUAAUGCCAGAAAAAGCCCCCAAAAAUAUAUUUAAAAGAAUGUAGGAGGAUACAACAGUGAGUGGCUACAUGCAUCUAAAAAAAAAAAAAAAACAUGUUGGAGGCUCAGUCAUGGCCACUAUCUGGAAAAUAACUGAUUGGCAGCAGCUUAAUAUUGUCACGCUGCCAAUUCAGUAAGACCAUACCUGGAUUUUUUU
Haplochromis burtoni (Burton's mouthbrooder) is the source of this 4862-nucleotide messenger RNA. RefSeq names its product RAB guanine nucleotide exchange factor (GEF) 1, like (gene rabgef1l). The record is from RefSeq and is a predicted model, not a curated record. Gene Ontology annotation, molecular function: DNA binding; zinc ion binding; guanyl-nucleotide exchange factor activity. Lineage: Eukaryota; Metazoa; Chordata; Actinopteri; Cichliformes; Cichlidae. The transcript has 9 exons. Bases 176 to 1690 code for a protein of 504 amino acids. Gene Ontology annotation, biological process: vesicle-mediated transport. Gene Ontology annotation, cellular component: cytosol; endocytic vesicle.